AUGUCCAUGCCACUGGAGGAUGCUAUGGACACCUUGAUCAGGGUUUUUCAUCAUUAUUCUGGCAAAGAAGGAGACAGAUACAAGCUCAACAAAGGAGAACUCAAAGAGCUCCUCACCAGUGAGUUCACUGACUUCCUUUCAGGCCAAAAGGAUCCCCUUCUGGUCAAUAAGAUUAUGAAAGAUCUGGACUCCAAUAAAGACAAUGAAGUGGAUUUUAAUGAAUUUAUGAUUCUGAUUGCUGCUUUGACUGUGGCAUGCAAUGAUUUCUUUGAAGAACAGCUAAAGAAAGAGGGAGUUUAG
Messenger RNA from Struthio camelus australis, 300 nucleotides. The record is from RefSeq and is a predicted model, not a curated record. NCBI's taxonomy places the organism in Eukaryota, Metazoa, Chordata, Aves, Struthioniformes, Struthionidae.